UGGGUUGGUGGCCACAUUGGGUUGGAACGUCUCAGAGAUGCAGCUGUCAUUGACUCAAGCAUGCUCCUGGGCACUCCUGCUGGUAGUGUCAAGCUUUCUCCUCUGGCAGAAUGUGGCCUCCACCUCAAUGGAUCAGAUGUCCACAACAGACUUGUACAAUCUUCUUGUCCGCAAAUCCUCAGACAACCGUAAUCGUGUCUCAUUACUAUACCGUGAGUAUGGGCAAACAUAUGCCAACCGAAGUUGGUACAGGGAAGACCACCCUUGCCACACUGGUGCCCUCCUUACAUCAGAGAUCAAACAGCGUCUCCAGUACACAAAAGAUGAUGAUGUUCUGCAAGAGAUGAUAUUUGUUACAAAUUGCUGGAAAAUCCUCCUGAAACAGGCAGUGUUGGCAGUGGCUCAUCUUCCAGGACGCACUGUUACUUUGCUGAUGAGAGCCAGUGCAGCACAGGACACAAAUGAAGUAAUUCUGGAGGCCUUGAGGACCAUUUCCAAAAAGCUUCAGCUUGAAGAAGAAAAGACUGUCAAUGCUUCCUGGAUGGAACUGUCAGAACUGAAGUCUCCUAAUGAAAUAACUCGGCGCUUAACACUUUUUAAUGUGCUGCGCUGCCUGUACAGGGACACACGUAACUUCAACACUUAUAUCCAGGUCCUCACGCAAAGAUCUCGAUGCCUACAUUCACAGUUAUACGUCAGCUACUGAGAUGACCCUGGAUUAUCCAGCUCCUCACAACGUCCUUUAGAUUUAUCUUCUGGAGUGGUAUAUGCGUAUUAUGGAUUUCUUUUUAAAAAAUAAAAACUGAGUUUUCAAAAGGACCAAUUAAAAAUAAAAA
Messenger RNA from Nannospalax galili (Upper Galilee mountains blind mole rat), 836 nucleotides. RefSeq names its product prolactin-3D4-like. Gene Ontology annotation, biological process: response to nutrient levels; positive regulation of receptor signaling pathway via JAK-STAT; positive regulation of cell population proliferation. Gene Ontology annotation, molecular function: prolactin receptor binding; hormone activity. The record is from RefSeq and is a predicted model, not a curated record. Bases 38 to 706 code for a protein of 222 amino acids. Gene Ontology annotation, cellular component: extracellular region. NCBI's taxonomy places the organism in Eukaryota, Metazoa, Chordata, Mammalia, Rodentia, Spalacidae. The transcript has 5 exons.